UGGGGCUCCUGUGUUAGCGCCCCAGCAAAGGUGGCCCUAACUUCUGAUGCAAGGCUGCUCCUUCCGGGAUGCGGGGCAAUUCCUGGGUCUGGGGGCCUCCGAGGCUCUGCUUGGGGCCAGCGCGCGCCUGCAUCUCCAGUCCGGCUUCUCCGCACCUGUCCGGCUGCCGGGCCGUGGCCUUGCAGCCCGGGUCGUGGGUCAUGGGUAGCUCGAGGACAUGGGGCUGGGCAGGUGCCGAGAGCCUGCGCCUGGCCCCGUCCUGCUGGGCUGAAACCCUAGGCGCCCGCCGGCUCCGGGCGCGCCUACGCCUUCUGCUCCAGAUGCCGUCCUAACCGAGCCGCUCGGCAGUGCAGCCUCAAGUCCGCGGGCGGACCUUCCCGCCCACGGGUCGUGCUGUCACUCACCCUGCAGUCCCCAGCCGGCCAGAGGGCACCCCACACUGGCGUCACCGGGUAAAGGGACCAGAGGCAGCUGAGUGAUCACGACCACGACCGCAGGCUUUUUAGGGGCUUUCAGGGCAACCGCGGGACCUGCCCAGGGAAGUUCCCCUCGCUUCCGAUUCUGCAGCUAUUCGUGAACAGCUACCCGCAGUGUGUGCGGGCGUCGGGAGUCACAGGGCUCGGGUCAGCCCUGGGAAGACUUGGAAGUGGGGUUGUUGGGGGGGGUGCAGGGCGCGCGCGCAGAAACUAACCGAAGACCCAGGGCAGUGUCCGCAACCAGCAAACCCUGGCUGAAUGAAUGAGAAGGUAGGUGGCUGAGGGAGCAGGGCUGGAGGGGGCAGCUCUGCUUCAUGCCACCCCUGUGUCCCCUGGGCUGGAGCAGACAGAAGUAAUUAGGUUGAGCCUUUAAUCACAGCUGGUUUCACCGGCAGGCGGACAAGGAAGAGCGGAGAAAGGCAGAAACUCUAGGGACAAGGUGUGCCGGCUCACGGGCAGUGCCCCCCCAGAUUCUCCGUCAGUAAUCUCUGUUUUCUUGUCUCCGUCAGGACACUGGGUUCCCUCCCGCCACCCCAGGCUUAAUGAUUGUCCAGAAGGUGGCUAUAAAGGGAGCCUGGGAGGCCGGGUGGAGGAGGGAGCAGAAAAAGCCUAACUCAGCAGAUCUGGUCACUGAGAGGCCACAGGCAGGAGCUGUGGUCAGAGGCUCAGCGGCCCGGCCGGUGGGCGCUGCUCCUUUCCACCAUGGCAGCCCAGGGCUAUGGCUGCUACCGUGCCGUGAUCUUCUCAGCCAUGUUUGGAGGCUACAGCCUGUACUACUUCAACCGCAAGACCUUCUCCUUCGUCAUGCCGUCGUUGGUGGAGGAGAUCCCUCUAGACAAGGAUGACUUGGGGCUCAUCACCAGCAGCCAGUCGGCAGCCUAUGCCAUCAGCAAGUUUGUGAGCGGGGUGCUGUCUGACCAGAUGAGUGCCCGCUGGCUCUUCUCGUCUGGGCUACUCCUGGUCGGCCUGGUCAACGUCGUCUUCUCCUGGAGCUCCGCGGUGCCUGUCUUUGCUGCCCUGUGGUUCCUCAAUGGCCUGGCACAGGGGCUGGGCUGGCCUCCGUGUGGGAAGAUCCUGCGGAAGUGGUUUGAGCCAUCUCAGUUUGGCACCUGGUGGGCCAUUCUGUCAACCAGCAUGAACCUGGCCGGAGGGCUGGGCCCCAUCCUGGCAACCGUCCUGGCCCAGAGCUACAGCUGGCGCAGCACGCUGGCGCUGUCGGGGGCGCUCUGCGUGGUGGUCUCCGUCCUCUGUCUCCUGCUCAUCCACAACGAACCUGCUGACGUUGGGCUCCGGAACCUGGACCCCACCCCCGCCAAGGGCAAGAAGGGGUCCCCGAAGGAGGAGAGUACCCUACAGGAGCUGCUGCUGUCCCCCUACCUGUGGGUGCUCUCCACGGGCUACCUUGUGGUAUUUGGAGUCAAGACCUGCUGCACUGAUUGGGGCCAGUUCUUCCUUAUCCAGGAGAAAGGACAGUCCGUCCUCGUGGGUAGCUCCUACAUGAGUGCCCUGGAGGUGGGCGGCCUCGUAGGCAGCAUUGCGGCUGGCUACCUGUCAGACCGGGCCAUGGCAAAGGCAGGGCCCUCCAUCUACGGGAACCCUCGCCACGGCCUGCUGCUCUUCAUGAUGGCUGGCAUGACCGUGUCCAUGUACCUCUUCCGGGUCACUGUGGGCAGUGACUCCCCCAAGCUCUGGAUCCUGCUGUUGGGAGCUGUGUUCGGCUUCUCCUCCUAUGGCCCCAUUGCCUUGUUCGGAGUCAUAGCCAACGAGAGUGCUCCUCCCAACCUGUGCGGCACCUCCCAUGCCAUCGUGGGGCUCAUGGCCAACGUGGGCGGCUUUCUGGCUGGGCUGCCCUUCAGCACCAUUGCCAAGCACUAUAGCUGGAGCACAGCCUUCUGGGUGGCCGAAGUGACCUGUGCCGUCAGCACGGCUGCCUUCUUUCUGCUACGAAACAUCCGCACCAAGAUGGGUCGAGUGCCCAAGAAGGCUGAGUGAAGAGUGUGCAGGCGCCGCCAGCGCAUCCUCCCCCACCCGCGGCCCUUCCCCUGCACAGGGUGGGGGAGGUGCAGGGCAGGGAGGAAGAGAGGAGCUGCUCUGGCUACCACUAAACCCUGGAUUGCCUUUUUUGCUCCUUUUCCCUCACCUGGGUGGCGCUGGAAGUUCCUAGUGGCUCAUGAGGCCCCAGCUCCCCAUCCUAUGGUCUAUUUAAAAGGCAACUCUUGUUCUUGGACUCCAUUAGCUCCUAUUUCCUGCCUUCAAACAGGAAACCCUAUCGUGAGGGAGUCUCCUAUACCCUUCUUCCUAUCCUGGGCCCUGCCCCGCCCCCCCGCCCCCCCCAGAGGUGAAGCUCCUCCCACUCACCCUCCCGAGGCUGCAGGGCACCAAUGGCCCACCAUUUCUGCCCUAAGGCCUCUGAGCACAGGGUGAGUGCUCUUGCCAAUACCUCAGAUUCCAGGCAGCAGGAGGCCAUCACUUUCAGCAAUACCCUGGGAGACAGGGAGCCUGGGAGGGAGGAAGACUUAAUAAAGAGAUGAAAACUAGAUUUGAUACUAAA
Messenger RNA from Suricata suricatta (meerkat), 3027 nucleotides. It is a transcript of the gene SLC37A4, whose product is annotated as solute carrier family 37 member 4. The record is from RefSeq and is a predicted model, not a curated record. Lineage: Eukaryota; Metazoa; Chordata; Mammalia; Carnivora; Herpestidae. Gene Ontology annotation, cellular component: endoplasmic reticulum membrane. Gene Ontology annotation, biological process: glucose-6-phosphate transport; phosphate ion transmembrane transport. The transcript is spliced from 8 exons. Gene Ontology annotation, molecular function: glucose 6-phosphate:phosphate antiporter activity. The coding region runs from base 1179 to 2468 and encodes 429 amino acids.